GAGUAUUUUAUAGCAGUUUAAGGCAAUAUGCAACAUUAACAGUCUUGGUUACAAUACCUAAAAACUGGUAACGGCACAUUUACUAAGAACUCACUGUUAAUACAUUUUAGAAAAUGUUAAUGCUUGGGCGCUGUUAAACCAGGGCUGCCCUGGUACAUUACUUUUUACAUCAGAUCAAAUAUGGCGCUGGUGUGUUGUUGUCGCUGUCGCAAUUUGGCCAAAAUUAAUUCGAAUUAAUCGCGUCGUGCACAAAAAGUGACAAAACCGCAAUCGCAAGGCGAACAGAAGCAGUAUUAAUCUUUGCAAAACGCCCGUGCAAAGUUAUUUUUAAAACUGCAUCGAAAAAAAAACGGAGUUGCAGUAUAAAACGAAGUAGCCGAAAAAAUUGUGUCUCUACUCCUUGAAAAGGAGUUUAGUUUUUCGCUCUCCGUUAAUGUGUGUGCGUGUGUGUGUGUGUGUUUGUUUGUGUAAGUGCUGUUCGAGUAAAGUGCUGCCGAAAACUAAAUAAAUUGAAUUAAAAUUGCGGCUUCUUUCCUGUUGUAACGAAACAAAAUAAUUUUACUGAAGAAACCCUGGAAAAACACGCAGCAAGCACUUUUAUCGGCGAUUAGUUGUGCUGUCUUUGCCCGCCGCCACUCGAUUUGAGUGUGUGCGUGUGCGUGCUUGCAACAGCAGGAAAAAGGGAGUAGCUGCCAGGCAGCGGACACUAACACCAACGCAUUUUCACUGUGGAAUUAACGAAAAUGAUGUGAUAUCAUAAAUAUAAUUAACAAGAAAAAGCGAGGAGACGAGCAGCACCUGGUGGAAGCCAAGCGAAGCACAACUAACCCCCCGCUCCAUACAUCAAAAGUCCGCCCGGUUUUCCGCUUAAGCAACAGAAACAGUAUCAAAAACAAACAAAAACGAAAUGACUGAGCAAAGCAUUAUUGGCGCCCGCGCCUCUGUGAUGGUCUACGAUGACAACCAGAAAAAGUGGGUGCCAUCGGGCAGCUCGUCGGGAUUGAGCAAGGUGCAAAUCUAUCAUCACCAGCAGAAUAACACAUUUCGUGUGGUGGGACGCAAGCUGCAAGACCAUGAGGUGGUCAUCAACUGCUCUAUACUUAAGGGUCUCAAAUAUAAUCAGGCUACGGCUACGUUCCAUCAGUGGCGCGACUCCAAGUAUGUAUACGGUCUUAACUUUUCCAGCCAGAGCGACGCGGAGAACUUUGCUCGGGCCAUGAUGCAUGCUCUGGAGGUGCUGAGUGGUCGCGUAGUCAACAAUCCUGCCGGCCAGCCUACAAAUGGCAAUGGAUACGAGGAGGAUAUGGGCUACCGUACGAUGACCAGCGAAGAUGCGGCAAUUUUGCGACAGAACAACGGUAUGGCCGGCCACAUAACACCCUCGGCCCAAACGCCAACAUCGCAGACAAAUCAGAACAACAUACCGCAGAGUCCGCCAACGCCGCAGGGACAUCAUCGCACCAGCAGGAAUUCCCUUAGCGCACCGCCGGCGCCGCAGCCGCAGCAACAACAGCAAUUGGCAUCACAGCCGGGCUCGCACUACGGACCCACUUCAAACGGGCCAACGUCCAAUGGCCUGCCACAGCAGGGUAAUCCACAGAUGCAAAUUCCUCCUGCACCCGGCCAGACACAGCAGCAACAACAGCAGCAGCAGCAACAACAGCAGCAGCAGCAGCAACAAUACCAACAGCAGCAACAGCCCGUCUAUAAUACGCAGCAACAGCAGCAGCCACAGAUGGUGCAAGCGGGAUAUGCGCCCCCACAGCCACAGCCACCGAUGCCGCCGGUGCAUCAGAAUGGGGGCGGACCCAUAUAUGGGUCUGCGCAGCCAGCCCACAUACCGAGCUCGGCAAGCUCCAAUAGCGUCGUGUACACCACUCAGCAGCAGUUGUUACCUCAGCCACCGCUGGCGCCGGGUAUGCCCGCUCCUGGGUAUGUCCAGCACAAUGGCCAGCAGCAGCAGGCGGAGAAUCCUUAUGGGCAAGUUCCGCUGGCACCACCUAUGAUGCAGCAACAGGGCGGUGGUGUUCCAAUGCCGCCGCCACUUAAUCGCAUGAGCAGCACAGGCGGCGGUCCAGGACAGGCGGCUGCGCCGGCGCCACCACCACCGCCACCUACAUUCGGUGGUGCACCGCCGGCCCCGCCACAGAUGUUUAAUGGAGCUCCAGCGCCACCGCAGCCGCCGGCACCGCCUGCGCUACCGGCUCAGGGGGGGCCAUCAUGUGGACCAGGCGGUCCUGGAGCACCACCGCCGCCGCCACCGCCCCCCGUGGGUGCCGGUGCCGCAGGUAAGAAGGAUGAUCCGCAAGCCGAUCUUAUGGGCUCGUUGGCCUCGCAGCUGCAGCAGUUUAAACUAAAAAAGAACAAGUCCACGACAGCUGCUCCUGAAAAUAGCGGCAGCAGCACCUCAAGCGGCGGCAGCGGUAAUUAUGGCACCAUUGGACGUAGCUCCAAUGGCAUGGCAUCCAUGAUGGACGAGAUGGCCAAGACGCUCGCUCGGCGUCGUGCGCAGGCCGAGAAAAAGGAGCCCGAUCCUGAGCCAGAAGUUAAACAAAGGCCGUGGGAAAAGUCAAAUACGUUGCCCCACAAGUUGAGCAGUGGCGGCGGCAGCAACACCACGUCAAGUGCACAAGUCGGAGCCAACGGCAGUGGCGGCAGCGGUAACAACACAACGAACAGCGGUGGCGAAUCGCCGCGUCCCAUGCGCAAGCGUUUCGGCAGCGCCAGCGAGGAGACCAUUCUCAAGCAGGUCAAUGGCGAUGGUCUGUCGCUGGCGCUGUCCAACAGCGACCUGGACACCCUGAAAGCUGAGAUAGUGCGUGAGAUGCGGCUGGAGAUACAGAAAGUGAAAAACGAAAUCAUAGACGCUAUCAAAUCGGAGUUCAAUCGUAGAUAGAUCAAAAUAAAUAUUUAGCCUCAAAGCAGCCUCUAUCACUGUCUACUGUUUACUGCCUACACCAAGUAUAACAAGAAUAAGAACCAGAAACACCAACACUUUACACAAACACUGUCCUAAAAGUGAGCCCGGCUAUGGGCGUGUUGUCGUGUCUUCAGCAACCGGCGCACGUGUCACGAACUGAGUUAUAUUGCAUGUAAACAGAAACCGCGUCAAAUAUUUAAAUGUGUAAUUUUAAAUAUUUUAAUUGUAUUUCAUUCAUAUAUUCAAAUGGCGCCCAACAUAAUGGGCAUAUACAAGCAGCAUAUACAUAUAUACAAAUUUAUAUAUAUCUACA
Molecule: messenger RNA, 3233 nt
Organism: Drosophila novamexicana
Lineage: Eukaryota; Metazoa; Arthropoda; Insecta; Diptera; Drosophilidae
Gene: ena
Product: protein enabled
Exons: 10
Coding region: 908-2896 (662 amino acids)
Biological process (GO): intracellular transport
Molecular function (GO): SH3 domain binding
Source: RefSeq, a predicted model, not a curated record